Messenger RNA from Acanthosepion pharaonis, 807 nucleotides. Lineage: Eukaryota; Metazoa; Mollusca; Cephalopoda; Sepiida; Sepiidae. The record is from the annotation of a GenBank genome assembly.
AUGUUUCUGUUCAUAUCUAUCUAUCUAUCUAUCUAUCUAUCUAUCUAUCUAUCUUGCCUGUUCAUUAACUAUCUAUCUAUCUAUCUAUCUAUCUAUCUUGCCUGUUCAUUAUCUAUCUAUCUAUCUAUCUAUCUAUCUAUCUGUCUGUCUAUAUGUUUCUGUUCAUAUCUAUCUAUCUAUCUAUCUAUCUAUCUUGCCUGUUCAUUAACUAUCUAUCUAUCUAUCUAUCUAUCUAUCUUGGCCUGUGCAUUAUCUAUCUAUCUAUCUGCUUCUGUUCAUAUCUAUCUAUCUAUCUUGACUGUUCAUUAUCUAUCUAUCUAUCUAUCUAUCUAUCUAUCUAUCUAUCUAUCUUGGUCUGUUCAUAUCUAUCUAUCUAUCUAUCUAUCUUGGUCUGUUCAUAUCUAUCUAUCUAUCUAUCUAUCUAUCUUCGCACAUUUCUAUCUCUUUCUAUUUGAGAAUGUGAAACUGCCCAAGCAAAAAAUCUAUCUAUCUAAUCUUAUUCAUAUCUAUGUAUCUAUCUUUCUAUCUCAUUCUAUUUAUAUCUAUCUAUCAUGGCCUGUUAAUAUCUAUCUAUCUAUCUAUCUAUCUAUCUAUCUUGAUCUGUUCAUAUCUAUCUAUCUAAUCUUAUUCAUAUCUAUCUAUCAUGGCCUGUUAAUAUCUAUCUAUCUAUCUAUCUAUCUUGAUCUGUUCAUAUCUAUCUAUCUAAUCUUAUUCAUAUCUAUGUAUCUAUCUUUCUAUCUCAUUCUAUUUAUAUCUAUCUAUCAUGGCCUGUUAAUAUCUAUCUAUCUAUCUAUCUAUCUAUCUUGA